Molecule: messenger RNA, 4528 nt
Organism: Bombus impatiens (common eastern bumble bee)
Lineage: Eukaryota; Metazoa; Arthropoda; Insecta; Hymenoptera; Apidae
Gene: dap
Product: cyclin-dependent kinase inhibitor 1
Exons: 2
Coding region: 1264-1938 (224 amino acids)
Biological process (GO): regulation of cell cycle
Cellular component (GO): nucleus
Molecular function (GO): cyclin-dependent protein serine/threonine kinase inhibitor activity
Source: RefSeq, a predicted model, not a curated record
GAGAGCGCUUUACACGUGUGGAACGUGUCUUCGCGUAACUCCGUGCAUUACAGAACACGCACGUACCUCGUCAGCGUCAACAUAACUGCGCAAUCGUAUACGACCUUCCGCCGAACUUGGAACCACGCGCGUGCCUUGACAGUCGUGUAUUUGGCGGGAAGCGCGGUACUGUUUUCAUUUAGAGUUUAUGCAGUAUCAGAGUCGAUUCAGUGGCUCCCCACCGCGUCAGCGAACAGCAUAUUGGUGCUUUCGGGCCGUGUGCAAUAACGUUUUACGCUAAAUAUUCUUUUGCCGAGCGAGAAAUAUUGUGUAAUAUAUUUAUGUGCUUCACAUUACACAGACGUGAUAAUUGUGAACUCAGACGGCCCAUGCACGAUCAGUUUUUAAUUUCAACAGUAACGUGGUAAUAACCUUCGCGGGAAUACGUCGAAACACGUUCGCCGUCUCUUGGAUGCUCACGCGCAAGUGCGAGCAACGUUGCCGGUUUGUUCUUCCCGCGGGCUAUAGCGACAGAUCUGUGAGAAGAGAAGAAAAAAAACCUGGAAACGUGUUCGAUUGCUGACAUCUAUUUCGGUUGUUCCGACUGUGGAGUUGUAUACCCAUCUCUGAUGAAAUAUGAGAUAGUUGUUACUGUUUUCCUGUCUUGCCUCUCGCUCUUUCAUCGUGAUACGCAAUACUGUGUUUACCGUGUUGCCAAACUUUCUAGUUUCGUCGUACACCCUUCGCCUUGUCGAUGAUACACUCAGUUUUUAAAUCUAACUUCGAAUUCGCGGAUGUGCCCCGUGAAAAAAUCAACGUCAGAAAGUGUUGGGUGCACCCACGAUCCACUCAACGAUCACCGUAGUCGCGAGGCGACGCUGAGCACGGCCAUUAUUCGAAAUUCGGUGUGUCGCGCCACGACAACGUUGCCACAUCUUCGCGAGCCGCGAGUAUUUCAACGUACUGUGAACAAUUCCUGGAAGAAGAAUCAUCUCCGUAAAUGGGACGUAUGUAUGUAACGCGUAAAAAUCAAUGCAAAAAAGGUCGACUUCUAAAGCAGCGCCGCGCGUCUAUUAAAAUCGAUCGUGUUGUGUAGAUUCAGUAGUGGCGAAUCGCGAAUCGAAAACAGUGACGCUGAAGGAAAGAAGGACGGAAGGAGACGGGGAGUGAGAAAAGUAGUGACUGCGUGAAGAGAAACGGAAGCUGUUUAUUCGUGAAAACGCUUGGUUAUUGGUAACUGCGAGGGAGAACGGCAACGUUGCCGGCGUGAAAGACUAACGAAAUAUGAGCGCUCGAGUGUUGAAUCCGGUGAUGAUGACGGAAAUGAGCAGGAAUUUGGGUGGAGGACGAACGGUGCCGAACAGAGCAGCCCUUGCCCGUGUUCGAAGGGAUUUAUUCGGACCCGUGGAUCACGCCGCAGCUCGUGCAUUGGCGGAAAGGGAGCUUCGCGCUCAAUCCAUACUCGAUGCCGAAAGAUGGGGCUUUGACUUUCACUUGGAGAUACCAAAAGCUAAUUCGAGGUACGAGUGGGAGCUAGUUACACCACAGGAUGUCGUGCCUGAACCCUAUGCCCUACGAGGUAUGCCCUACUUAAGGAAACACGCACCUAGUACGCCUCGGAAACUACGAGAUUCCUCGCCCACCACAAGAUUCCUCCGUAAAGAUUCUUCGUCUCCGGUAACUCCGAUUUUAUCGAAAUCGGAGAGGACGCCACCACAGGAGCCAAGAGUACCACAGAUCGGCGAAAUAACCACCAACGAUUUGUUCGAUUUCGAUUCGGACAAGAAAAUAUACAUCGCUGAACCCACUACCCCUGUUUUAUCAACCUCCACAACGAGAAAACAGUCCUCCAUAACCGACUUCAUGAAGAGUCGUAAACGUAGCCUAAACGGUAGCGCGAAGAGCAUGAUAGAGCCGCCGGAGAAGAUCGCUCGCAACGCGGGUCAGAUACGCAGCUAAAAGCCUUCCAGCUUCCUCCUUCAGCCUCGCUGUCUUCUUCCAUCUCCUUGGAGCGCGAGUGGGACCGGAAACACGAAGCAUCACUGCCAGGAGGAACGAGAAAGGCAGAAGCUCUGGCAGGAGGCGCGAGGUCCGUUGGCUGUGCCAUUCACGUAGAUUUAUCCGCCAUGAAUAUAGGCGAAAACGGUGGGAGAAAAAGAAAUGGAGUAGUGCCGUUUGUUUCAUUGCGUAUACUUUCGUAGACAUGCCACGGAAAUUUACAAAAUAGUAGCAACAACGACAUUAAUUAGAAGUACGAAUACAAGAAGGACGAUAUUCCAUGGUUGUUGCUAUCUCUCCUUUUUUUCCUUUUUUCUUCUUUUUUUAUAUCUCAUUCGUGUCGUUUUGUUCUUUUGCAUUAGGCUACACAGAUUAGAAUAUAUACAACGAUAGAAAGAGAGAGAGAGCGAGAGAGAGAGAGAGAGCGAGAGAGAGAGAGAGGAAGAGAGAGAAAGUGCGUGAGUACGUUAAUUUUUCAUGAAAUUAAUUAAUGUAAUAUAUUGUUCGUUUAAUUCUGAUAUGAAGCGAGAGUAAGUUAGUGACGAGGUCGUCGCACACAUAGGUACAUUUUGAUGUAAGUGUAAGCAGACAAAAAAUAUAUAAAUACCUUGAUAUGUACAUGUUAAAAAUAGGUAUUAAGUAAAAGUGAAUUGCGUUUCUAUUAAAAUUUACGCAAGAAAGACUACUUGAUCCUGAUCUGCUAAUUUUUGGAAAUCGGAGACUGUUUCGAUCAACACUCUGUGAGUUUUCAUCGACUGUUUCAUUCAAUGAGGACCCACAGAUGUUUGAACAUACAUAUCUACGUAUAAAUAAUAACGAAGCUGGUUCUAUCGGACGAAUUUCGCGACAGUUUUGACUGUGUCCUUGAAACGGUCGCGAAAUCAUACGACAUUAGAUUUUUUUUUACGUAUAACGUACAAAAAUAUAAGAGACGAAAUUUCGAUCAUGAUUUUUACACAUUUGAGAAUACAAAAGGAACGCAAUCAUAUUUUUGUAGCCGAAAAGAGACCAAUCUGGAGGACAAUUAACGGGGAGAAAGAUAUGAUUUAGAUUGUAGUUGGUUACCCAUGUUUAAGCAUUGAUCUCCUGUACAAUUUUAAGAAAGUACAGCCGAUGCCAAAUCACCCCCGCGACUUUUUUCUUACCUUAUACCUUCGAAGAAGGAACCCUUAUCACAUUUGGCUUCCCCAUUCUCAUUUUUCCUAUUCACUUCAUCACCAUGAAUCCCGUUAAGUGUUAGAGUAUAUUUAAAAAUCUAAAGCUUCGUGAAGAUUGUAAUCUUUUUCGAUAUAUUUUCUAUAAAUGAGAAAGAAACCAUUGAUCAAAUUGUGUUACUUACGUAUUUCAUGGAUUAUAACAAUCAAAUUUAUAGCUGUUCUAUAAAUAUAAGACGCAAUCUUCGUUUGGCUUUUUAAAUGAAUUUAUUAUCUUUACUAUCUUCGUUCAUCUUUUUGUACAAAUCAUCACGAAGAAUUUACUCGCAUUUUUAAUGUUUUACGAUCAGAUUUUAGGUAUUGGUGGUGUAGCGUGAUCAAAGCCGUUGAAAGUUCUCCGUAGCCUAUAUAGAAAUCGUACACCAUUUUUUGUUUCUUCGAGAUGGUAGUAGUAGUCUGAAAUUUUGCGCAGCUUACACCUAAGAGAAUGUGUAGGUUUAUUUGGAAACAUUUCACGAGUACAAAUACAAAUCGUAGCUUCUGGAGGUCUUUAAACGGUUCUUGAAAUUAUGCAAGGAUGCAACUUGUAUUCGAAUCGUUUUUUACCGUGUUAACGAAAGUACGAGGUGUUUGACGUACAUACUGUUUACAGAUUUUGGAACAAACCAAAACUUUCCUUCGUUACUUUCUUCGUCGUGAAUGAAUUUACACAAAACAUAAUAUUAAUGUAAAUGUAAUUGUAUAUCUUAAAUGGUACAUUGAUUUUAUAAUGGUAGCUGUUUAUUACAAGUUCUUUUUUUUCUUUUUGUUUAUGAUAAUUUUGUUAACGCCAUCCUGUGAAGUAUGCCCCUUGAAUCGUAUCCUCCUAUUCCCGGUGCACACUUUUUCCGUUCACUCUUUUCCCACUUUGAGAUUAUAAUUCAAAAAUACGACUGGUGGUUACAAGCUAUUUUUUUCGUAGUUCACUCGCGAAGUGCGCUAUGAGUGGUAGAACUGAUUCGUUGUGGAAUUCUAAUGGUCGUUUUUCAUACCGGUUACUGUGUAUUCGAUGUUUCAAUAGCGCUUUCAUGGCUACGAUACUCGUGCUAUGAGAGCAUCGCGAUAAGAAAUCAAAUUGAAGUAACAGUUUUGUACGGAGCACGUUUAAAUUUUAUUCCUCCUCGACAAAACUUCCAAUUCGUUGACUACUCAUACGGAUAAGCAGGUGAAAUUAUGACGAAUUAUCGAAACAAAACGAUGUUCGACGGCAGACUGUGCAUAAGGGACAAAUUUGAUCUUAGCUUUUCUUUUCUUUUUUUUUUUCCUACCUAGCGUGAAAAAGACGCGUGAAACGACUAUAGAAUCUCGUUAGAUCAAAAAGGAUCGCGACAUAAGGAAGAAGGUAGUCUGCCGUCGGG